Schistosoma spindalis is the source of this 498-nucleotide messenger RNA. Lineage: Eukaryota; Metazoa; Platyhelminthes; Trematoda; Strigeidida; Schistosomatidae. The record is from the annotation of a GenBank genome assembly.
AUGCCAAAAACAAAAAUAGUGGAAAGUGAACCGAUUUCAGAAAAUGAAGAUCUAUGCAUUAAAUAUUGGUGUGAUAAUGGAGAUAAAUGGGAUUUCUUUACCAUGAUAACAGGUUUAUUAUUUUUAAUCAUGGGAUUAUGUUGUUCUACUAUUGAAGUUGGGUAUAUAAUUUAUACAUAUCGUAUACAAUGCUACUGUGUUGGUUUAUGGUGUUCUGCAGGUUUUCUAUUAAUUGGUACUCUUGCUAUGGGAUUAUAUCAUUAUGAAUCAGUUCCAUCAGCAUCAUUAAUGUUAUUUUGUGUAAUGUGUGACUUAUUAUUUGGUAUAGUUAUGCCACUGAUCGCAAUUAUUUUCACAAUUAAUUGCGGUAAAUUAAAUGUUUUUUAUCAUCCAAUCACAAUGAUCUGCAUACUAGUUGGAUUAAUAAGUAUUGUACAUAUAUUUUUUGUAACAAGAGAACUGUUAAAAGUACGACGACAAUUCUAUCGUGAAGGAUAA